AUGCGUGUGAUGAUUCCGACGGUAGUAGCGAGAUCUCUGCGUCCGGUUUUGCGCACUGUAUCUCGUCGUGGUUCAACGAAAAUGCCUGAUCCCUACCGCGAAUCCUAUUCUCUUCUCAGAGAUCCCGUUCCUGUUGGGGGAUUCUUCUUGGUCGCUGCUCCUCUCGCUUGGAUUGAUUGUUACGAAAUGUAUUUAUUAAUUUAUUUCCUAGACAUGUUUCGUUUAAUAUCAAGCGGUGUCAGGAACCUCUUAAAUUCUUCGCGUGCCCGACUGGCUCUUUCGAAUCACAGGUUUAGUUGUUUAGCAGAGCCCCCUUCAAAACCCAAUGAACGACAUAGUGGGCCAAUGUAUACAGUCACUCGUGAGGCUUCGAGUAAACGCUUUUCUAAAGAAGCUUGCUACGCUUUUGCCCUUGGGUUUGGUAUUCUUGGCUCAGUGUUGGCUCUGAAUGGUUUUAUUUACUAUUGGGAUAACAGAUAUGCUGAUCCCGGUGCUCAUCCGAUUUACGAAAAGUUUGCACCAUCACCUGUUGACAAUGAGACUCCCAAAUUAUCGGAGGAAUCAACCAUGCCAAAUCCCAAAACACCUACCUACAAGCUUCCCCUUCACGUAAAACAUGUAAUAAUUGGGGCGGGGGCAACAGGAAUGUCUGCUGCUCGUGCAAUUCGUUCCGCUGAUCCUUUGGCUAAAAUUCUUCUGGUUGCUGGGGACUCAACUUGUGGUGAGGACCUCAUUGAAGUUGUUGGAGAAGACGGAGAGAUAAUGGCCUACCCACCUCCCUAUGUCCGACCAGUUUUGAGUGGGGGUUUGUGGUGGAGGUCUCCGGAAAGGCGCAAAGUUAUGCUCAAUCCCGGUGGUGACAUCCGAACGCAUUCCUGGUUCUUCUAUGAACCUCUGAGUUUCUUCAUUGAUCCGGAGGCACUUGGAGAAACGCAGGAGGGUGGAAUCUGCCUUCUUCGUGGAAACCCCGUUGUCUCUCUUAACCCCGAACGUCAUUCCGUCACCUUAGCCGACGGUCAAGAGGUGAAAUUCGAUUGUUGUCUCCUAGCGACGGGUGUUCAACCUAUCACUGUACCGGAGCUUCAACAUUGUUCCGUUAGUGGUACUGAUUUGGUCUCCAACAAGCGCAUCACAUACUUCAGAAACAUCGCCGAUUAUAAGUAUCUUCAGUCAGUUUCUGACAAACUUCACAAGAAUGGUGGUAGAAUAGCAGUUUUUGGAAGUGGUGCUUUGGCUUGUGAACUCGCUUCAAGUCUUUUGGAGAAUCGUCGACUCAGCGAGGGGGAGAAGGCUUCGGAAAAUUCCUCAUCUAAUGACUCUUCUGAUUUCCACAUUCAUCACUUCCUCAGCAUCGAUGUCGUUCAUCCAAUGUCUGAGAUCCUUCCUCCGAUUCUUGCCCAGAGCCUCGCUAAUUAUGAAAUUGAAGGAGGUAUUCACCUUGAAGCCAAUCAAUCCGUUGUCCGCGCUUCUUUGAUUGAUCCUAGUAACCCCAAUGAAUCCAAGAUCCGUCUCUCUAUUAGUAAACGCGAGGAAAAUGGAACGAUUACUCAUGAUCAUGAGUUGAUUGUUGAUCACGUGGUCUGCGCCCUUGGAAAUACCCCAAGAGUCGAUCUUGCCGCUUCAGCAGGCCUUGAAGUUGAUCCGAGAAACGGAGGUUUCUUGGUGAACAGCGAGAUGGAGUCCCGACAAGACAUUUAUGCUGCCGGUUCUGUAGCGUCUUUCUGGGAUGCUAAUUUAGAGUCUAGACGGCGUGUUGACCACAUUAGUGUGUCAGAAGAUACUGGUGAACUGGCUGGUCUCAACAUGGCUCGUUCUGCAAAUUAUAAUAAUUCUGAGGUGAAAGAAAAACUACAAGAGGUAAUGAUUACAGAUAACUACGAUCCUCUGCCAUUUGCUCGAAAAUACCAAUCUGAUAUCUGGUUCAACAUUUCGAAAGACGCUAGAUUCGACAGCGUAGGUCUAAUUGACUCUGUGAAUCUUCUCACUCGAACUGUUUUCCUGAAGGAAUCUACUCAUAGUGCUUUGGUAUUCUACCUUCAUCCGAACAGUCACCGACUCAUGGGAGUAUUGUUAUGGAACCUGAAGGAUGAGUUCUUUACUGAUAACGAUUAUGCAGCUCCAGGGAGACUUAAUCUUGCUCGCAAAAUGCUUUCAGAUCAUCUGGUUCUUUCAGACGAUUCCUCAAUCAUUGAAUGCGCAAAACAAUUCGAUCUUCCUGGUGAAAUCGCCGAGUCUUAUGCGGAAUUGAAAACACUCAUUGAAUUAAAGAGGGAAGAAGAAUUGGUUAAAGAGUUGGAGGACGGACAAGCUACUUCUUCCGCCUCUACUAUCGAAGAACCAACAGUCGUGUCUUCUACCACCACAUAUGGCGCUGAUGACGUACCGAAGGUUGCAAUCCCUGUUACUAAGACCCCAGAGGAGAAAGUUGUCGUAGAUGCCAAAUCGGUCCUGUAG
Molecule: messenger RNA, 2454 nt
Organism: Rodentolepis nana
Lineage: Eukaryota; Metazoa; Platyhelminthes; Cestoda; Cyclophyllidea; Hymenolepididae
Source: the annotation of a GenBank genome assembly